CGGUGUCAAAACCAGCCCGGUAACGGCCAUGGGCAGCCGCUGGGCCGGGCGCCGGACGGGUCUGCCAGCAAAGAGCGGGGCGGAGAGAGCCGCUGGGUCCCCAAAGCCAGAGCUAAGCUAAGGCCCCGGGUCCAGCCUGCGCCAUGCGGAACCGCAGCGGCCGGAAAGCCUUUGACAGCAUCUGUCCCAACAGGGUGGGUGACCUGGGCAGCCGGCUCGGCAAGAAGCCAGCCAGACUCGAGAGGAAGGUGCGCCCGGGAGACGGUCCCGCGCCGCGGAAGAGCUUUGCCAGCGCCGCUCCGGCGGCAGUUCACAGUGACCAGCCGCCCGCCACGGUAGAGCUCGCACUUGCUACUAUCGACUGGCAAGAUUUAGCAGACUGCACCUCGGUCUUUCAGCAAGAGACUUCUAGUGUUGCAGCUGCCCCGCAGAGCCACUGCUUGCAACCUGAACCCGAGUUCGACUUCCAGGAGUUCAGAGAUGCUGUCGAUAGUUUUAUAUGUGACCCAUCCUCCUUAAUGCCACCUCCACUGGACACGGCGGACUUCACUUUUCCUCUCGGCGACGGAUCAGCCUUUAGCCCUUGUAUUCAACGGUCACAAAACAAUCCUCUUCCGCACAUGAACUUGCAAAACUCCGCGGAACAGUACUGGAAAGAUGUGGCAGACCAAAACCAGAAAGCGUUAGGGGAUGCACUGGUGGAAAAUAAUCAGCUGCACGUGACAUUAACCCAAAAGCAGGAAGAGAUCACUUCCCUGAAGGAACGAAACGUGCAGCUGAAGGAGCUAGCUAGCCAGGCGAAGCAGCUGGCCUGUGUGCUCGAUAAACUGAUGAUCCACCAGUCCAAGGAGGGGGCCGACGCUUUCCUUCCCAGGAGCUCAGCUAAGAGAAGCCUGGAGCAGCUGUACGCGGCCAGGCAGGAGGACUGCGCAGAAGUGGAUGAAAUCCUGCGGGAGAUCUCAGACACCUGUAACGCGGCGCUGCAGGCUAUCGAUGAGCACAGAGAGGCGAAGCGCCCGCGGCUGCAGGCGGAGGCAGCACGAGCUCCGGGCAGCCAGGGCCAGGCUAUUCACAUGUACGGGGCGUUCAGCGGCCUGCAGACUUGCAGCAGCCGCAGCGCGGUGGACCUGAGUGACAGCGAGCUGGAGGAAGGUGUGUCUUUCAGGACCUCCAUCACAGAUCACGGCACGAUCCGGACACUAGCUUUCCCCCAGGGAAAUGCUUUCACCAUCAGGACAGCCACCGGGGGCUACAAGUUUAGAUGGGUUCCCAGCUGAGCCAGGAAACGAUCAGCUAACUACACUGGCCAAGGUCUCCCAUGAAAACUUCGCACUGCCUGCACUUGAACUUAGCACUGAUCCGCCGACCCUAGUCCCCCAAGGUGACUUCCACUUACAGGACGUUGUCUGUCGCAAAAACUGGAAGCACUUUUUUUUUGGUAAGGAAAAGAAGCAUUUACCACAAUACAGCUGUGGUGUGUUUUUUCUUUUGAAGCCAUUGCUGUGACCUUUUCAACUUUUGAGCAGGUUCAGAGAGAUACUCUAGAUACUUAAAAAGAAAAGGAGGACUUGUGGCACCUUAGAGGCUAACCAAUUUAUUUGAGCAUAAGCUUUCGUGUAGCUCAGGAAAGCUUAUGCUCAAAUAAAUUGGUUAGUCUCUAAGGUGCCACAAGUCCUCUUUUUCCUUUUGCGGAUACAGACUAACACGGCUGCUACUCUGAAACCUGUCAUUAUGCUAGAUACUUAAAGGGACACUAUCCAUGUGGAUUUUUUUUAAAACCCUGUAAAUAGUGUGAGCCUUGAAACUUUUUUUAAAAAAAAUUCAAAUGUGAAUAAGGGGUUCUCUGCUCCCCUGUUGAUGGUUACGAGGGUCUUUUCAGCCACCAGCUAACUACACAAGGGGAAACAGCAAAACUGACUGUACACACAACUAGUCAAAUACACACCCCAAACGAACUGGGGGGAUGGGGGAGACAUAUGCCGCAGCAACUUCCCUCACUUCUAGUGAUCGUGGUAGGGCAGAUAGAACAUUUUCACACAGCAUCGUGGCUUUCGGGUUGUUGGUGUCCCUUCACAGACAUUGUUUAUUAGCAGUAGUAUUACUGUUCUUGAGAUAUCUUUGAAAGAAAGAUGUUGCCUGGUUUCUCUCGCAGCAGUUUUGUUAGAACGAAUGUGAGGUAAUAAAAUAAUGAUGAUCGAUAGCAUCUUGGGAAAUGCACACACUCUUGGAAGUAUAUUAAGCAUACUACACUUCACUAUUACUGGAAUUUUAAAUCCGGGAAGUUUACAAGGUCACAUUUUAGAGACUGUCUUGUAUACAAUUGUAAAUGUAUUUUUACACCUACUGUGAGCACUAAAUGGUUUUGUACA
Caretta caretta (loggerhead turtle) is the source of this 2369-nucleotide messenger RNA. RefSeq names its product multiciliate differentiation and DNA synthesis associated cell cycle protein (gene MCIDAS). Gene Ontology annotation, cellular component: nucleus. Gene Ontology annotation, biological process: negative regulation of DNA replication; negative regulation of cell cycle. NCBI's taxonomy places the organism in Eukaryota, Metazoa, Chordata, Testudines, Cheloniidae. The record is from RefSeq and is a predicted model, not a curated record.